This is a messenger RNA of Neoarthrinium moseri, 1236 nucleotides long. RefSeq lists its product as uncharacterized. NCBI's taxonomy places the organism in Eukaryota, Fungi, Ascomycota, Sordariomycetes, Amphisphaeriales, Apiosporaceae. The record is from RefSeq and is a predicted model, not a curated record. Gene Ontology annotation, cellular component: Cdc73/Paf1 complex. Gene Ontology annotation, biological process: transcription elongation by RNA polymerase II; positive regulation of transcription elongation by RNA polymerase II. The transcript is spliced from 2 exons. Gene Ontology annotation, molecular function: RNA polymerase II complex binding. Bases 1 to 1236 code for a protein of 411 amino acids.
AUGGCGAGCGCCGAGAUGGACCCUCUGCUGCUGCUCCGACAGUCAAUCGCUUCGAGCAGCGCCAUCCUCCCAACCGCGUCCGACGAUGUAUCAGCUCCCGAGGUCGCACUAUCCAAGGCCACACACCUCACAUUCACCACCCCGUCCAGAAUAUCACUACCGAUCACGACCCCGACGCGCUUCGUGGCCAAUGACACCGCCGUCGACUUGCGCAGCAUCUACUUUCUGUGGCUGAAGCGCGAGCUGCCCAUUCCCGAGUACAAUGCAGCCGUGGCACAGCUGGACAGCGAGCUGGCCGACGGCAAGAUCCACAAGCCGGCCUACUUCGAACGAGUCGAGUUGAUCGCCUGGCUCGAGGGCUCCAGCGAGGAGAGUGAAUACAUCAAGCCGCUGGCUGGCGACAAGGAUGGCGCAGCGUCCAGCGCCGCCGCCGCCCUGGCUUCCAAAGGCGCUGCUGCCCCGGCCAUCGGCUCUACUGUUGGACGGUCCGGCAAAGGAACCCUAGACCCGCGCCUGGCCGUGAUAUACAACAGCGAACGAAGGACGGGAGACCGGAACAGCGCGCUGCGCGGGAUCAAGCCGACAGACUUUUCACAUGUGCGGAAGAUUGCGGCUCCCUUCUUAUCCAAGAAGCCUGUUCAGCCAUCCACGAACAUCUCGUCGAACCCUUCUCUGGCCCUCAACCCGAAACAGAGGCGGCCCGAUCCUAUCAUCCUCCUCUCACCAUCCGCCUCCUCGCUUCUACGCAUGACGAACGCCAAAUCAUUCCUCGAGAACGGCAAAUUCGUCCCGGCCGACUCGCCCCUGGCAUCGGCCGAGGGGAGCACCAUGUUGCACAUCAAUCGCCUCAUGAAAGACAUCGACCCCAACAGGUCGCUGCGCUUCGUCCUGGUGGAAGGCACGGAGAGAUUCAAGCCCGAGUACUGGAACCGCGUGGUUGCCGUCUUCACCACUGGCCAGUCCUGGCAGUUCAAGAACUACAAGUGGACCAACCCGCACGACCUUUUCCGUCACAUCCCGGGCAUCUACGUGGGCUGGCGGCAAGACAAGACGCCCGAGGCGGUGCAGGCUUGGGGCCACAGGGUUACCACGGUGGGUGUCGAGAGAUGGAAGGAUGUUGGCUCGGACGCGGGCCGAUGGCGGGACCGCGAGGUGGUGGAUUCGAUUUGGAGGGUCAUUGAGAGCAACAUGAGAAGCAAGGGCUGGACAAGGGACCGAGCCCCGGCUUCGAUAUGA